GGUCAAUCGUCGCACUGCCAGUAUCGUCGUGGUUCUGCUCCGAGCAGCAGCAGCAGCAGCAUCAAGCAGUUCGGAAUUAUUUGCGCCGUUGUUUUUCCCCAAUAUCACUGUUUAGGUUAUCCAGUCCUUUGAAGUGAUCCACCAUAGUUUAGUGUUUUCCAUAUAGAUAUUAGGAGAUAGCAUAGUGGAGGCCAUCACGAAUGUUGAUUUAAGGGGAGUGGAUCCAGAAGAGUGAUUUACUGCCGUGGCCGUUCGGAGGUUCGCUGGCUUGGAAGGAAGUUGUUUGGCGGGGUCCUCGUCGGAAGCCCUCUGGCACUGCCGGGUGUCGUGUUGUGGAAAAUGCAAUUGUCGGCUGUGCAUAAUUGAAUUUUCUCCGCCAUCCGGAUAUGGGAAAAAUGCUGGCGAUGGAAUUUGUGUCGAUACGGUGCAUGUGAGUCUCAAAUUGGGAAAUCGAAUUUGCUGCGCCUGGUGAAACAAGUGGUGAAAAAAUUGUCCCUACUGGGAGGAUACCAAGAGUGUUGCCCAUUUGGUGGCGGUGAGAGUGUUGAGGGAGAGCAAGGAUACGUGGGAGGAGAAGGAGAGAGGGCGGCGGCCCAAGGAUCCUACUAUGGUAGUACUACGGCCGUAGUGAAAACGUCGGAGUCGAGACUCGGAUCUCACUCUCGUUCAGCUGCCUCGACAACGCAACGGUGGUGUGUAUCGGUAUUCGAGGAAGCUGAUGACGAGGACUUUCUCUGAAUGAGCAGUGCAAUAACACAGAUGGAUACGCAUUUACCAGAAACCGGGAGCUUCAGGAAGUGAAAGCUGAGAAGAAAUCACAUUUGAGAGCAUUGUGUUUGUGACGUCAGUGAUAACAGGAAAAGUGUGAAGACCCACACAAGCGUGGAAAAGGACACCGAACGCGCUAUGUGCAAAUGUUUCUCAUUCCUCCAACCUCUCUAGAUAAGAUUCCAGUCCAGUGAAAGUGCUCUAACUUCUUGCCCCACGGAAUAGUAAAUCAAAAGCCAAACCAAACCCGAACAAAAUGGAUAGUUCGCCGGAUCUAUCGUUGAAGCUGCGCCGCGGGUCGAGCGAUUCGCGCGACUCAUUCUACAUGGAUUUCGCCCAGGGCAUCGACUCGGACAUCGAGGACGUCGUAACGCAAGCCUCCGGUGGGGCUCCCCACAGUUGCCAAACGCCGGUCGGUACCGUUACCACCCCGAGCGCCCUGGCCCCAAUCACUGCGAGCAGCACCACCGCCAGCAUACCGGACGUGACGGUGAUGUCGGCUUGCGGCACCAGCCACUCCGGAACCGCAAUCAUUCCCGAGGAUCCGGAAGAUUUGGAUGAUGACAUGGAGGAACUGGAACCGGUACCGCCGCCGAUGCCGGAACUGGGUGACCAUCCGAUUCCGUCGGUGGCCGCCGGGAUGGACCUACCGUUGCCGCCGCUUCCGACGUUGGACAUAGACGACAGAGACAUCGACCUCCCUCUGCAGCCGUUGAUGCCAUCCCCGUCGGUACCACAGAAUGCCAUCGUCUCACCGGAAACGUUCAGCAAUCACACGUCACCGGCACAAUCGUCACAGCAUUUGGCAAUGGCCACCACUCCAACGCCUCCUUCGAUUUCCCAGCAUCCUCAGCUACCACACGAAGUUCAUACCCAGGACUUUCCCCUCCAGGGGGAUGAGUCCCGUAUCGGUUCCUCGCUGGAGACCCAGAGCAAGACGCACCUUGGUUCGUCGUCCACUUCUUCCGCCUUCCAGCGGAUCCACACGCCAACUCUCAGUGUCAAAACGAAUCCCGUGGUCAUCAUUCCUGGAUCGUCUACACCCACCCCGCCGCAACCGUCACCGGGCAUCAUGCAGAGGCAGCCUGCAGCGAUGGGGUCAACCACUACCACCACCCAGCACCUGGCCGUGCUGUACCAUUCCCAUCAUCACCAUCUGCACCCGAUCCUGAACACCACUCGGCGACCUUCGCGAUUACCCGAACCAAUCUACUAUCACCAUCAGCCGCCGCGGGAGAUUAAACCGGGUGAAGCUCUGGCGACGACGCUAUCGGCACUCUACGGGAAGCUGCUCGUCGUUAUGGGGAUUGCCUUUCCGAUGGCCGAGGUUAUCUCCACCUACAUUCCGCCUUCGUUUUAUGAGGGCUUCUAUUUAUAUCUCUACAUAGGCAGUAUGGUAUUCCUGUUAUUCAUGUACGUAACGCUACUCUGGGGCCGGCCCAAAACGCCUCCCAUUUCACCGGUAAAAAAGACUCCUCAAAAAGCGAAAAUCAUCCGCCGCACCAGCACCACCUGUUCCUCCGACAGCGGCGAACGAUCGGACAGCGAAGAUGAAACGGCCAGCUCCGAGCCCAAGGUCAUACUCCCGACGCGACGAAUGUCUCUCGCGUCGGCGACAUCGUCCUCCCGGAUUCAGCACUUUGGCAGCUUCUACCUCCGGAUGGGGGCCGUCGCGUUCGGCAUCGGCAGCAUGAUCUACUCGGGCCUGGAGUUCGGGCAGUACUUCGAGCUGGAACGGGACACCAAAUGCCACAACGUGCUCCUGGCGCUGACCCCGGCCACCCGGAUGGCAUUCAUCUUCAUCCAAAUGUAUUUCAUAUUCCUCAACAAUGAGCAAAUCAAAGUCUACCGACACAAGAUUAUGGCUCGCUUCGGACUGAUGCACAUGAUCGGCACCAAUCUGUCGGUGUGGUUUUCCGUGUUGAUCCAGGAAACCAAACACGAAAUAUUGACCUUCUACAAUCCGGAGAAUAGGACGCUGAGGAUAUCGCAUCGAUUGGGUCACAAAAUGAUCCCGCACCCGGCGGACACCGAAGCCCAUCUCCGGGUAGCGCGAGGACUCAAAGGCCCGCACAACAUCUUCGAAUGUCGGCGGUCAAACAUCAUCGGUACCCUGGUCCAGGACGCUUCGCCUUUCCUGUUUCCAUGCACAAUCGAAUACUCGCUAAUCUGCGCCGCCAUUCUGUACGUGAUGUGGCGCAGUAUCAGUCGACCCCAAGCCGAUCCACCCCAGCGGCAGGAGAGUCUACAUCCACUGAAGCGGUCUCCCCAUCACUACUCGGUCGAUUGCGCCGGAGCGCACAAAGGGUUAUUCAUCGGCAUUCUCAUCCUGGUUCUCACCAUCAUCUCGCUGAUCCUAUUCUUCGUGCUCAUUUCGCGACCCGAGUUCAUCAAUCUGGCCGUCACGGAAGUCAACAUCUGCGAGUUAACGCUGUACGGCACGACGACCGCUGCCACCCUCAUAGGCAUGAUUCAGGUCCGGCACAUGCAGUACGACGCGUUCCGGAGCUUCAGCCUGGAUGACAUCCUGCUGGUUGGAGGCCAAACCGGAUCCUUCCUCUACAGUACCUUCACCGUCAUCGGCGGUCAGUUCAUGAUGCGAAGGGACACGGUGCUGGUCCUCAUCACUGCCCUGGCCUCCCUGGUGGAAACCGCAUGCCAAACCAUGUUCAUCCUGGAUGCCAGCCGGCGGUCCGCCGCCACCCAGGAGCACAUACGAAAGAAACCCGGUCGGGAGAUCGUGACCUUUCUGCUGGUCAGCAAUUUGGCGAUGUGGGCCAUCAACACGCUGGAAAAGUCCCGCGCCGAGUCGCACCCAAUCCAGCUGCACUUCUACGGGCUCUGGGCGUGGACCAUCAUCACCCACGUCUCCAUGCCGUUGGCCAUCUUCUACCGAUUCCACAGCACCGUUUGUCUGUGCGAAAUUUGGAAACGAGCGUACAAAAUGAAACCGGCUUAUAUGUAAUCCGAUCCCGACUACUGCCGGUUGUUGCUGGUCGGCGGUCGUUAAAUGUGAUUAGCUGCGGUGCUGCGCACCGACGAAACGGAAGAUCCAUUACCCCCCUCUUGUUCGUUAUAGCCUUUAUGUACUCACCAGUAUUUCCUAUCUAUUUCCUCUCUGUAACUGUUAGGAAACUCUGCUCAACUAUGCAACCAAUGUAUCUGUUCUAUGGAUAUCGAUCUCCCAUUUGUAACCCUCUCUCACUAAUCUCGACCACUCCGAAGGUUAAUACUCAAUGUUUAUGGAACGAAAAAUGAAACCCAAAAUAUGUAAACCACGUUGGAUCGAAACGAAAUAGAAACUGUCGACACAAGAAGUAUAAUAAAAAUAGGAAUACGUAUUGAUAAUCUUCAAAAAAAAAACCAAAAAUGUACCUUUGUAAUCGAUACUAGCCAAAAGUCAAACAAUAUUGCGGGGGACGACGUAGUACUAGGAAACAAUUGUCCAAGCUGUAAAACAUUAAACCAAUAGCCCACCGAA
Molecule: messenger RNA, 4249 nt
Organism: Armigeres subalbatus
Lineage: Eukaryota; Metazoa; Arthropoda; Insecta; Diptera; Culicidae
Gene: OtopLc
Product: proton channel OtopLc
Exons: 9
Coding region: 1025-3733 (902 amino acids)
Biological process (GO): proton transmembrane transport
Cellular component (GO): membrane
Molecular function (GO): proton channel activity
Source: RefSeq, a predicted model, not a curated record